This is a messenger RNA of Xiphias gladius (swordfish), 3568 nucleotides long. RefSeq names its product protein phosphatase 6, regulatory subunit 2a (gene ppp6r2a). Gene Ontology annotation, molecular function: protein phosphatase regulator activity; protein phosphatase binding. Bases 660 to 3350 code for a protein of 896 amino acids. The record is from RefSeq and is a predicted model, not a curated record. NCBI's taxonomy places the organism in Eukaryota, Metazoa, Chordata, Actinopteri, Istiophoriformes, Xiphiidae. Gene Ontology annotation, cellular component: nucleus; cytosol. The transcript is spliced from 24 exons.
GCACGUCCCCGCGUAGGUCCACUGCGCGUUCUGGUAACCACGUCGCCAUUUUGAUUCGAAAAAUAUGACUGAGUUUUUCCUGCCUUGCAUGCUAAAGUUAGCCCCGCGUUUGAAUUACUUUGUGCGUGAGUACGUAUCAUACAGUCUGUAUCCAAAAUAACAGGUAUUGCUAUUAAUGUCAAGUAGCCCUUAACGCCGGGGAACUCUUUAUUUGAUAGACUUCAAAGCAACAUUUGGCUAACGAAGCUAAGGUGAGCUAGCUAACAGUAGCCAGUGUUGUCGGAGGCUGACCCCUUCUUCAAAACAAAUCAGUAGUCGCUCACGGGCUAAUGUAUUUUAGCUAACACAGAUAGCUAAUAGUUAGCUGGAUAGCUAGUGACUUAAUAGCUGGUUGCUUGGCGCAAAACUCCCCCAACAGUCUAAUACAGACGGGAGGAACAGCGGCGGACUUUCAAUCAAAGGUUAUGGUGAGCCUCUCAGUGUCUCAUCUCCUAAAGAGGCCUGCGUUUUAAGAGGAGACCCAUGCUGAUAAAUGCCAGGCCUCGCCACACUCUCUGUCGUUUGCACAAACACAAAUGCCUGCCUGCCCGUGUGGGAGGUCUGAUUAAAGAUAUCCACAUUUCAUCCACUGGGCUGUGUCCCCCGUCCCAGCGGCAACCAUGUUUUGGAAGUUUGACCUGCACACCACCUCCCACAUUGACCAGCUGCUGGAGAGGGAGGACGUGACGCUGAGAGAACUGAUGGAGGAGGAUGACGUCCUGCAGGAGUGCAAGGCCCAAAACCGCCGAUUGCUCCUCUUCCUCUCCCAGGACCACUGCAUGCAGGAGCUAGUGAGCCUCAUCACCACAGAGCCGCCUGUUGACCUGGAGGAGAGGAGCCGCUUUAAAUUUCCCAACAUUGCUUGUGAGCUCCUGACAUCAGAUGUGUCCAUUAUAAAUGAUAAGCUGGGCGGGGACGAGUCUCUCCUUGAGAUGCUCUACCAAUUCUUGGAGCAGGACCCGCCCCUCAACCCAUUACUGGCCAGCUUCUUCAGCAAAACUAUCGGUAAUCUCAUCGCCAGGAAAACCGAACAGGUGAUUACUUUUCUAAAGAAAAAGGAAGGCUUCAUCGGUCUGGUGCUGAAACAUAUUGAUGCCUCUGCCAUGAUGGACCUGCUGCUUCGCCUCAUCAGUUGUGUGGAGCCUGCCCCUUUGAGGCAGGAGGUCCUUCAUUGGCUGAAUGAGGAGAAGUUGGUACAGAGACUCACAGAGCUCAUCCAUACUGGUAAAGAUGAGGAGAGACAAUCAAAUGCAUCCCAAACGCUUUGUGACAUCAUCCGCCUUAGUCGAGACCAGGCCAAUCAGAUGCAGGAGAAUGUGGAGGCUGACCCACUAUUGGCUGUACUAGAAUCGCAGGAGAGCGUGGCGGGGCUCCUCAAGAACUUGUUUGAGGGGGAGAGGAGUGAGGCCUCCAUCGUUAAUGGAACUCAAGUGCUACUUACCUUACUGGAGACCAGGAGGUCUGGGUUGGAAGGGCUGAUGGAUCUGUAUUCUCAGGGUUAUGAAAGGUCUUACACUGUCAACAGCAGUAUUUUAAAUGCCAUUGAGCCCCAUUUAAAGGACUUCCAGCAGCUUCUCCUGGAUCCCCCCAAGAAAAGUGCAAUAUUGACAACCGUUGGCGUUCUAGAGCAGCCACUGGGGAAUGCCCGCCUUCAUGUGGCCCGGCUGGUGGCCGCCCUACUGCAGACCAAUGCCCCCAGCAUCUGCCAGGAGCUCUGCAAUCUUGCCACCAUGGACCUACUGCUGGAUCUGUUCUUCAAAUACUCCUGGAAUAAUUUUUUGCACUUCCAAGUGGAGCUGUGUGUGGCGGCUAUCCUGAACCACCCUUCAUCAGAGGAGCGGCCCAGCCCAGGCCUCCAGAACCACGAUGGGAACCCUGCAGCGUCUAACCCUGAGGUGCAGGGGGAGGCGGUUGAGACAGACAGGACCAUUGACCCACAGACCUCCAUCCACAAUGCCCUCGUGGCACAUCUCUUCCAGAAGUGUCGAUUGGUACAGAGGAUCCUUGACGCCUGGGAGGAGAAUGAUAGAAUACAGGCUGAGGGUGGCACCAGGAGAGGCAACAUGGGUCAUCUGACCAGAAUUGCAAACAUGGUGGUCCAGAACCUGGAGAAAGGACCAGUACAGGCCCAGAUCACUGACCUUAUCAAAGAGCUGCCAGAGGACUGCAGAGGUCGCUGGGAGAGCUUCGUGGACGAGACCCUGAGAGAGACUAACAGAAGGAACACAGUAGAGCUAGUAAGCACCCACAACAUGCACUCGUCCAGUGAGGACGAUGACAUGGAGAGCCCCUUCCCCAAUGACCUGUCUCUCCAGCAGGCCUUCUCAGACUAUCAGAUCCAGCAGAUGACUGCCAACUUUGUGGAUCAGUUUGGGUUUAAUGAUGAGGAGUUCAAUGAGCAUGAUGAAAAUAUUAAUGCCACGUUUGACAGAAUUGCCGAAAUAAACUUCAAUCUAGAUGCUGAUGAUAAUAGUGCCAAUGCGGCUGCUUUUGAGGCCUGCUGUAAAGAGAGGAUACGCCAGUUUGAUGAUGCUGAGGAGGAAGAGGACAUUUGGGAGGAGAAGGAGAUCAACUAUGCAACACAAGCUAAAUCCAGAACAAGGUUUGGGGUCUCCCAAACCUCAGAUGGAAGCUCCAGGAGCAGCAUGGAGAAUGGAGGCAGGGAGCAGGACCGUGGAUCUGAAUCUGAUGAGGACGAAGACUCUGACCAGAACACGUCAGAUACAGGUCCAGGCUGGACAGCGAAUUUCAGGGACUCUGGAGGGACUGCAGGAGCCCAAACCCCAGCAGGGUGGGACAGCUCUGCCGGGGGUGGAGCAGAGACACAGGAAACAGGCUGGGCCAACUUCACUGAGUUCCAGCCUUUCUCCGGCACAGAGACUAAUCCCAGGUGCAGCUCUCCUGUGGACUCAGGCGCUGGAGACGCAGUUAAACAAGCCAAACAAAACCACGAGAAGAGUGCAGAUGUUAGUGCCUCUCCUGGUGCUCGGCCAGUUGGAGAAGGGAGGAAGGCUCCUCUCGUGGCCUCGGACAGCAGCUCCUCUGGGGGAUCUGACAGCGAGGAUGACGACAAAAAUGCUGGUGCUCCUCCUACUGCAGCCAUCACCUCGGAAACGGCUGUCGCUCCUGGCAACAAGACAGCUGACCUCAAAAGUGAGGAGAGUCCGUUGUCUCUGGAGAAACUCUCUCUGUCAGAUCCUCCAAAAACAUCAGAGCAGCAGCCGGCUGAGGAUUCACUUGUGAACACACAGACUGACAGGAAAGAGGCAACGCCACCUCCCCAAGAAGUGUCAGUCAACGGACCGGUCUGAGCGCGACUCGAAACCCAUCAGUGAUGGUGCUGCGGACUGUCGGCCUCCUCCAGAGUGACUCCCCUAAAUAACCUCACUGCAACUAUGGUGUUUUUACUGAAUCACUCUGCCAUGUUAUUGGACCUGGACACUGCCAAUCGACACCAAUAAUGAGGCGGCGGAACAUGUAAAAAAGAAAAAAAAAGAGAUAUAUGAAUAUAUAUAUAUAUAUAUAUAUA